Messenger RNA from Callorhinchus milii (elephant shark), 443 nucleotides. Its product is annotated as KH domain-containing, RNA-binding, signal transduction-associated protein 2-like. The record is from RefSeq and is a predicted model, not a curated record. Gene Ontology annotation, cellular component: nucleus. Gene Ontology annotation, biological process: regulation of alternative mRNA splicing, via spliceosome. NCBI's taxonomy places the organism in Eukaryota, Metazoa, Chordata, Chondrichthyes, Chimaeriformes, Callorhinchidae. Gene Ontology annotation, molecular function: mRNA binding. The transcript has 3 exons. The annotation marks the transcript as partial.
AUGAGGAGGAGAGAAAAUUCUUGGACUUGGUCAGCAAUAAGAAUAUGAAGUUGGCUGAACGGGUCAUCAUUCCAGCAAAACAGCAUCCAAAGUUCAAUUUUGUGGGGAAGUUGCUGGGGCCACGAGGUAAUUCUCUCAAAAGAAUGCAGGAAGAAACGGGAACCAAAAUGUCCAUUUUGGGAAAAGGAUCAAUGAGGGACAAAGCUUUGGAGGAGGAAAUGAGAAAGAGCGGUGAAAACAAAUACGCACACCUGAGCGAGGAGCUGCACGUCCUGAUUGAGGUGUUUGCUCCACCGUCGGAGGCCUACAGUCGCAUGGGUCAUGCCCUGGAUGAAGUGAAAAAGUACCUCGUCCCAGUAAGAGCCGCACAUGAGAGACCCAUGCUUAAAUUGCAUACGCAGGCCCCGUGUGAGCCUUCUAACAGAGAGACAGAACGCGUGUAG